AUGAACCCCAACCCGAACUUCAACCGACCUCAGCACCGCCGCUCCCCGGCCAUGACGCUCCCCAACCCCUCCACUCUCCCGCCCGACCCCUUUCCUGACUGGAAACCUGAGACGGAAGUGCACGACAACCACGGUCGUGGCAUGGCCAGGGCCUGCGAGUCUGGUCGCGUCGUGAGCGACAUCCGCAGGCAGCAGCCCAAGGCUUUCCGCUCGCGCAGCCACGGCUCCAAGGAGGACAUCAACCGCCGCAUGGUCCACAUGUCCCGGGAGAUGUACGAACUCCUCAAGAAGAUCCAGCGCCUGGAGAAGGCUCUUAACAUCCGCUUCUGGAACCGCAACCGCGAGGACAACGAUUGCCUCCUCUCGGCAAUUCAUCUCGAACUAUGCGCGUUCCACAUCAAGCUCGCGGCUACGAUGGACUCUGUGGGAGACCAGCGGCUUAUGGCCGAUUUCUAUUUCGUCCUUAUGGAAACCAGGCGCAGAAAGUUUUCCCUCUGGAACGCCUUGUUCUGUGACCUAACCAACACGAUCAAGACGGUCGGCGAGCAUCUCGAUGUGCUCGGCGAAAACUUUUACGGUUUGAUGGCCGACGCGGAGGCGUACGCCGCUGCUUCUAAGUCUCAUUGA
Molecule: messenger RNA, 627 nt
Organism: Vanrija pseudolonga
Lineage: Eukaryota; Fungi; Basidiomycota; Tremellomycetes; Trichosporonales; Trichosporonaceae
Exons: 2
Coding region: 1-627 (208 amino acids)
Source: RefSeq, a predicted model, not a curated record